Xiphophorus maculatus (southern platyfish) is the source of this 917-nucleotide messenger RNA. RefSeq names its product complexin-4-like (gene cplx4c). The transcript is spliced from 3 exons. Gene Ontology annotation, biological process: synaptic vesicle exocytosis; neurotransmitter transport; regulation of neurotransmitter secretion. Gene Ontology annotation, cellular component: terminal bouton; SNARE complex. Lineage: Eukaryota; Metazoa; Chordata; Actinopteri; Cyprinodontiformes; Poeciliidae. Gene Ontology annotation, molecular function: syntaxin binding. The record is from RefSeq and is a predicted model, not a curated record. Bases 112 to 585 code for a protein of 157 amino acids.
CUCUGAGGAACUCUAUCAGAUAAAUUAUUAAUCUGAAAAUAUUAAAUAAAUUUGUCAGACCUUUUUCCUUUUUUACAAGACAUACCGAGUCAGACUCAAUUUUUUAAAGCCAUGGCAUUUCUCAUGAAUCAAAUGCUGGGCAGCAAGUUGAAGAGUUUUGCUGAUGGAGGUGGCGACGGUGGCAGCAAAGCUGGAGCAGAUGGAAAAGAAACGGCCGAGUCCAAAGGCAUGUCCAGGGAGGAGUUUGAGGAAUACCAGAAGCAGCUGUUGGAAGAAAAGAUUCAACGAGACAAAGACUUUACAACAAAAAAGGCCGAGAGGGCAAACCUGAGAGUCGCACUCAGAGAUAAAUACCGACUGCCGGAUAGCGCUCUCGACGGCGCCAUGAUUCAGAUGGCUGGAGACGACGUUGACCUGCCGGAGGAACUGGCCAAAAUGGUGGAUGAAGAUGAGGAGGAGGAGGAGACCAGCGAUUCAUUCCUCCACAAGCUUCAAAACAUGGACCUGGACGAACUGAAAACCAAGGCCCAGAGCAGAGUGAGCGAGCUCAGGCAGACUGCGGAGGACAAAUGUGUCCUCAUGUGAACGCCUGCAGUACAGGCGUCGCGCCCAGACAAGCUUUAUUAUUUAAAUUUAGCUCCGGUGUCACCAUCUCUUUUUGUUUACUUGUUUUACAGAACAGCCUGAGCUCUGGACAGCUUCCUCAGAAAAGUUUCUUGUUUUCAAUGUGAGGCUUUAUUCCAGUGUCUCCAUUUCUUUCACUGGGAAACAUUUAAAUGCUUUUUAAACGGAUGUAAAAAGACAUUAGAGAAGUUUUAUGCUCACAAGGUUUGUCAAAGUCAAAUUUAUUUACAUAGCACUUUAAAAACAGGUUUAAAACUGCACCAGAGUGCUGUAGAAAAGUUAUAGUAAAAUAA